Messenger RNA from Ramularia collo-cygni, 1866 nucleotides. RefSeq lists its product as uncharacterized. Gene Ontology annotation, molecular function: zinc ion binding; DNA-binding transcription factor activity, RNA polymerase II-specific. The coding region runs from base 1 to 1866 and encodes 621 amino acids. The transcript has 2 exons. Lineage: Eukaryota; Fungi; Ascomycota; Dothideomycetes; Mycosphaerellales; Mycosphaerellaceae. The record is from RefSeq and is a predicted model, not a curated record. Gene Ontology annotation, biological process: regulation of DNA-templated transcription.
AUGUCGUCGUCGCGUGUAUCAUUCGGAUCGCGGGCAGGGACCGCCUUUGAUCGUCCCGGAGGGAUCGGAAUCCGAUCGUCUAUCGGCGCUUACGAUACACUCGAUGCGCUCGCCGAGGCCCUGCGGACUGAGAACGCUGCCGCCACAGAGGGCGAUGAGCCGCAAUGUACAACACUGGAGCUGUGCCUGUCCGCUGGCGCGGUGUUGGAGCUGGUGCGACCGGGCGUAGGGCCAUAUGCCGACGGCGGCGAACAGGACCUCCCGCUCGAGUUCAAGCAAAUGCAAGCGGUGGAGAAUGGGUUGGAGCACAACAACGAUGAGAGCGGGAUCCCCUCCAGGCUUCAAACGCCUCGUGCCUCUAUAGGCCACAUCGUCAAUGUCGCCGACGCCCAACAGGCAGCCAUUGUGCAACGCGCUGCAUCUCGGGGUGUCAUGCAAGCGAUUGAAGCGGCCGAUGGCUUCCGCUACAGCUUCAACAACGCGUGGAAUGCCAAAGAUGGCGAGGGAUCGCGGUUCAGCUACAUAUGUCAGGAYAGCAUGCAGAAUAAAGAUAGACAUGCCAACGGCUACCCACGCACCAUCAAGCAUUUGAAAGGGGAUGUCGGCAGCAGAGGGCCCAGGAAGCCGACCUAUGAUUGCAAGGGCAGCGUUAGCAUCAAGUUCAGCACCUCCAAGCAGCGCUGUGAUGUUUACUAUAGACAUUACGCUAUACACCCAACCGUGGCUGAACGAGCCCAAAUGCCGCGCGCGCCUGCAGUGCGACGCCCAUUCGUGAGUAGAGGUGCACUGCUACCACAGGUUGUCGACAGCAGUCUGGUGGCAGAGCCCAGCGGCGGGCUGUUGGCUACGCUGCAGGCCGAGAACUAUGCUAGCUCUGCGCUCGCCAUGGUAGAUCGCCCGGAGUCCUCGAACAUUGGCCGUCCUCUGAAGCGAAAGCGUGAAUCAGCCCCUCCCCUCCCAAGGAGUCCUCCCGUCCCAAGGAGUCCUCCCGACAAGCCACUUUCUCUUAUGGAGCUUCUAUCGCAGAGUGAGAGCGCAAAGACACCCGCAGUGGGCGAGUUAUCUAGCAGACAGGACCCAUCUCACAUGCCAGCGCCGAUAGCAUACGAUUUACCUUCGUGGCAGAUACCACCGCCACCUCUCAACAAUCGGCAGCAAAAUGGAGCGAACAUCGGUUAUCCCGCGCCGUAUCAGCCUCCAUACCCACCAUCAAAGAACCACACACCUUCUACGCACAUCGCUGCCCCGACGCAGCUCCAGCAGGCGCAGACACAGCACAAGCCGCCAUUCAAACAAAAGGUAUCAGGGCAGCCGGCUGGCAGUCAUCCAAAAGCGCAGGGCCUUUUCACCACUCUAAAACCUGUCGGCAAUUCAGCCCCGGCUGGUCUACCAGUGACGACGUAUGCUCCAACCGCUACAAUGUACCAGGGCGAGGGUCAAAGUCCCGCCAUUACCACUGGAUAUGAACUGAUGCAGAGACAAAGGCGAGCGAGGACAAGCUGCGAGCGGUGCCGGAGUGGGAAACGAAAGUGCGAUGAAGGCCAACCGUGUACGGCUUGCAUCAAAGGCGGACUGGGCGCGCUGGACUGUGUCUACGAAGGCGCCGCUCCAUACGAUACCGAUCCUACCAGUUUCACUCCCGGUGGCAAUCGACUGCCGUGGACGGCACACGAGAAGCCGUCAGGUACCCCGGCAUAUUCACAGGCUUCUGCGGGUACGCUCGCGGAUCAUCUGCCUUGGGCAACACCAGUGUCACAAAGACCAAGUGAUUCCACCGCCUCACCAACGGUCCGGCGCCCUCCUGUGAAUUCUUGCACAAGCGCUGAGCGCGCGAGUAGUCCAGAUCCAUGGUUCCCAAAGCGAUGA